CUGGGCACUCAGCUAGAUGCUGGUGGGCGUGACGUCAUGCCCGAAAGUUUGAUACAAUGCCCUCCAUGUUUAGGGGAAGUUGAGUUCAACUGACAACAGCAACAUGUGACGUACAGAAGACAUGUAGAUGAUCAAUGGAAUUUACGCGUAAUUGACGCAACAGCCUGGGAAGCGACGGCUUGAUGAAACAGAAUUGGACCUGUUCAGUUUUUAGGUGAAUGGUUCGUGUAACACCCAACUAUAAAGCGCUCUGUUCUCCGGUAGACAAGCGGGCUGCUUCGGGUGAAACGUGUAUCGGAAUUAGUUUUCACCGAGUUGUUUUUGGACUGCAAAUAUUGUGUGUUUCUUUCUAUAAUGAGGAACCCGCUGGACAGACGAUUUUAGGACUGUUCUUCAGCCCUUCUCGGACCUCCGUCGCCGGGCGAGAGUCGGGCAUCGUCCUUUAGAGGAGUAUCAGAAUGAUAAAGCCCAAAGUGGGUCGGAUGUUUCUGGCGACAUGCGUCGGGUCGUUUUUCAUUCUCAUAUUAUACUUCCAGAACAUCUCAAGAUCAGCUUCAGAACAGAUUUCGGGUCAGAACAGUUUCCCAGUUAAAUCAGGAAGAAGUCCUUUGCAGACACUACAAGAAAAUGACCAGCUGGAGCAGUCCGCAGUGCAGGCCACUCUGCAGGGUCGAAGGGAACUCCUGGAGGAAACCUGUCACACCCACACCCGCAAAAGACGCGUACUCGGCCCAGAGGACCUCCGCCACCUCAUAGUGGACGAUAAACACAAGUUACUUUAUUGCUACGUCCCCAAAGUGGCAUGCACCAACUGGAAGCGUGUAAUGAUGGUGCUAACAGGCAAUGGGCGCUACCGCGAACCGCUGGCUAUUCCCGCCAACGAGGCUCACGUAGCGGGCAACCUGCGUUCGCUCUCGGAGUACUCCACGGCUGAGAUCAAUAAGCGUCUGCGCACAUAUCUGAAGUUUGUCUUUGUGCGCGAACCCUUCGAGAGACUCGUCUCGGCGUAUCGUAACAAGUUCACCCGUAGCUACAACACGGCCUUUCAUAAACGCUACGGGACCAAAAUCAUCCGGAGGCAUCGUGCGGACCCCCAGGCUGAAGCUCUGGAAAAAGGCAACGACGUCUCCUUCGAGGAGUUUGUGUAUUAUUUAGUAGACCCUCAGACUCAGAGAGAGGAACCAUUUAACGAGCACUGGGAAAGGGUUCACUCGCUUUGCCACCCUUGCCUGAUCCAUUACGACGUGGUGGGCAAGUACGAGACUCUUGCGCAAGAUUCGCGCUACAUCCUGAAGUUAGCAGGUGCCGAAGGAGAGGUGAAAUUCCCAGCCACCUCCAAGAGCACCAGGACCACGGGCGACAUGGCUGCCAAGUUCUUUGACAACAUCAGUCCAUUUUACCAGAAGAAACUCUUCAAUCUUUACCGAAUGGACUUCUUGCUUUUUAACUACUCUGUGCCGGGAUACUUGAAGUUGAGAUGAGAGUUCGAGCAUGUUUCAACUUAUCCCAAAUCUUGCGCACAUGUCUUGCGGGCACAGACGUUUGAAUUUUGCUCUUGUGUCUGAAUUCAAGUGAACUGCCUGGGGGAACCUAUAGAGGAAGCGUCUUGAAUAUGGCAUAGCCCUCGCUCCCUUGAAGCCAAAUUCAGCACUGUGAACGGAUUACUGCUGGCAGGGGUGUUGCAUCCCAUCCCAAAAGUUCACGAAAUACUGCCUGUAAUUCCUUUGGCUUUGGUAACUUUUAACCGAGCUCCAAAUAUGUGCCUUUGUCCUUCUGAAUGUUGAUAAGUGAAGCGGGAUUCUUCAUCAACGGACAAAUGCUAUGAAUGUUUCAUCUUCUCUUUUAAUCUUCACCACCCAAAAUGAUAUUUAUAGUAUUGUUUACAUAGCAUAUUUAUUGCGGAUUUUAUUCUUGAACUGGAACCAGCAGAGCCUUGACAUUAAUCUCGAAGAGAUUUCUUGCGGAUGAUCACAAAGCCUCCUUUCUAAAAUUCCCUGGAUAUGAUUUCAGACCAUAACCUUACUCCCGAUCACAAAGGUAGUUUCCAAGUCUGAAUGUAACAAACCAUCAACUUUUUCAAUCAGAUAGCUGGUCAUAUAUCGGAGAGAGUCAAAUUAGACUUCUCUUGCAGUUGCAAACUGGACAAGGCUGUCUACCUUGGCCGGUUUAGCUAACCUGGAAUGAAACGGUGUUCUCACAGAGUCACCCCUUUAUUUAGAAUGCAACGAGCUGGGUAAACAUUGCAUAGCUGUGGUCGGGGAAAGGUGGACCCUCAUCAGUGCGCCUCUUGUUGAGCUAUGGAUGCAGGGUGAGGUGCAAACUACCCACUGGGCAUUGCAGGUCAAACAUCAGCAUGAUCCUGGGAGGAAACACUCGUCUUAUGAAUUCGUAAUAAGGGCUGAAGUGCAAUAAAGGUUUUUAGUGAGGUACCAGUAUGUGUUUGAGUCAGCAGAAGAUUUUCUAUCCCUUGCAACUCCUAAAGAGAGAGAAAAUCAACCUCUUGCAUCUGUGCACUACAGUACAGUUUAAAGUCCUGCUAUAGGUUUCACGACUUUAUGAAAUGUUCUUGUGGUUCAUUAGCAUUUGGUUGAAACUGCCUUUAGGAAUUUGUAUUUUUUUUUUUUUUUUGGGGGGUCUGCAGAAAAGGCUAAUCAAUGGAAGCUUGUUUUUGCCACUAAAUAUAAAAAAUGUAAUUGCGACUUUUUAUGCCACAAUUCUGACUUUUU
Molecule: messenger RNA, 2726 nt
Organism: Megalobrama amblycephala (Wuchang bream)
Lineage: Eukaryota; Metazoa; Chordata; Actinopteri; Cypriniformes; Xenocyprididae
Gene: chst13
Product: carbohydrate sulfotransferase 11
Exons: 3
Coding region: 459-1481 (340 amino acids)
Biological process (GO): carbohydrate biosynthetic process; proteoglycan biosynthetic process
Cellular component (GO): membrane
Molecular function (GO): sulfotransferase activity
Source: RefSeq, a predicted model, not a curated record